Pseudomyrmex gracilis is the source of this 1095-nucleotide messenger RNA. RefSeq names its product tRNA pseudouridine synthase A. Gene Ontology annotation, molecular function: pseudouridine synthase activity; RNA binding. The coding region runs from base 168 to 1094 and encodes 308 amino acids. Gene Ontology annotation, biological process: tRNA pseudouridine synthesis. The transcript has 6 exons. The record is from RefSeq and is a predicted model, not a curated record. NCBI's taxonomy places the organism in Eukaryota, Metazoa, Arthropoda, Insecta, Hymenoptera, Formicidae.
CUUUAAAUGAUUCACUUCUCGCGUGCGCGCACACACUACCACAGUUACCGCGAACAGAUGAUUUUUUUCUGGCAUCUCCCAUCACUGAGUGUGCGACUGCUGGUUUAUAGUUGCUGUAAUUAAUAACUGAAAACGGUCAAAUUUGUUUCUAAAUAUAGAAUACAAUUAUGGUACGAUAUUUUCUCAGAUUUUCGUACAUUGGUACGCAGUACAGGGGUUUGCAGAAGCAAGUUGGUGCAUAUUUUGUACAUGAUACAGAUUCUAUCCAAGGUGCUUUAGAAACUGCUUUAUCAACUAUUGUCCCAAAGAGUUUGAACGAGCCAGCUGUGGUUCUUUCCAGCAGAACAGAUGCUGGGGUUCAUGCUUUGUGCAACACCGGUCACGUAGAACUUAACAAUAAAUAUGAUAGUAUUUACAAUAUAUCAAGCAUAAAACAAUAUGUUAAUCGUUACUUUGCUAAAUGUAACCAUACUAUUAGGUUGCUAGAUUGCAUACCUGUCACAGAAAAUUUUCAUGCAAGAUUUUCCUGUAAGUCUCGAACAUAUAUUUAUAGAUUUAUGAUACCUAAAGUAUCUGGAGAACAACGAAGACCACUUGCAGAAACAACACACACUUACCAGUUAAGAACGAGUGAUUUUGAUAUAGACAGGGCAAAACGUGGCACACAAUUGUUUCUGGGAACGAAAGAUUUUACUACGUUUUCAAAACUUUCAAAACCCGAUUAUAAAAUUACUUAUGUUCGUUGUUUAAAUACUUUUACUUUAGAAGAAGCACAGCCUCUAAUGCCCUUUGAUCCGUUGUCUGAAAGGUUUACAUAUUGGCAUUUUGCAUGCAAGGCAAGAGGAUUUUUGUAUAAUCAGGUCAGACGAAUGGUUGGUGCUCUGAUUACAUUAGGAUUAGGAAAAAUAACAGAGAAAGAUAUCACUGUAAUGCUACAAGUUCCUUCACAUUAUAACUGGAAUCCCCGUGUUGUACCUGUACCAUCUAAUGGCUUACAUCUAUUGAAUGUGGAAUAUGAUCCAGAUGAGUUAAAACGUUGUACCAUAGUGGAAGAGCAUGAGCAAGAACCGUAUUCAAUAAAGCAGAAACACUAAA